Messenger RNA from Jaculus jaculus (lesser Egyptian jerboa), 1414 nucleotides. It is a transcript of the gene Pdcd2, whose product is annotated as programmed cell death 2. Gene Ontology annotation, cellular component: nucleus; cytoplasm. The transcript has 6 exons. NCBI's taxonomy places the organism in Eukaryota, Metazoa, Chordata, Mammalia, Rodentia, Dipodidae. Bases 18 to 1049 code for a protein of 343 amino acids. The record is from RefSeq and is a predicted model, not a curated record.
GCACCUUCUGGGGCCUUAUGGCUGCUGCUAGUGCCCAGCCGGUGGAGCUGGGCUUUGCGGAGGUGGCGCCCGCGUGGAGGUUGCGCAGCGAGCACUUCCCCAGCAAGGUGGGCGGGAGGCCGGCUUGGCUUGGCGGAGCCGGUCUGCCUGGGCCCGAGGCGCUGGGGUGUGCGCGCUGCGGCCGGCCUCUAGCCUUCCUGCUGCAGGUGUACGCCCCGCUGCCGGAGCGCCCGGACGCUUUCCACCGAGGCCUCUUCCUCUUCUGCUGCCGCGAGCCGCCGUGUUGCGCGGGCUUACGAGUUUUUAGGAACCAGCUACCAAGGAAAAAUGAGUUUUACUCUUAUGAUCCACCACCUGAGAACUCUUCCUCAGAAACAGAAUCUGUGUGUCUCCAGCUUAAGUCUGGGGCUCAUCUCUGCAGGGUUUGUGGCUGUUUAGGACCUAAAGCAUGCUCCAGGUGCCAGAACACGUAUUACUGCAGUAAGGAGCAUCAAACUCUAGACUGGAGGUUGGGACAUAAGCAGUUGUGUACAAAACCAGAUCAUUUGAACCAUACAGUUCCAGACCACAACUUCCUUUUUCCAGAAUUUGAAAUUGUAACAGAAACAGAAAAUGAGAUUCUGCCUGAGGCUGUAGAAAAGGAAGAUGACUAUGAGGUUAUAGGAAGCAUGGAUGAAGGACUUGAGGAAGAAUUGGAUUUUAUGGCAAAGCAUGAAUCCAGGGAAGAGUAUAUUUUCCAGAAGUUUAAAACUCAAAUAGCCCUUGAACCACAGCAGAUUCUCAGAUAUGGAAGAGGUAUUAAGCCUCUCUGGAUUUCUGGUGAAAAUAUCCCUCAAGAAAAAGAUAUUCCAGAUUGUCGCUGUGGUUCCAAGAGGAUAUUUGAAUUCCAGGUCAUGCCACAGCUGCUAAAUUACCUGAAGGCAGACAGACUGGGCAAGAGUGUAGACUGGGGUGUCUUGGCAGUCUUCACCUGUGCUGAGAGCUGUAGCCUGGGCACUGGCUACACAGAAGAAUUUGUGUGGAAGCAGGACAUAACAGACACAUCUUGAGGACAUCUUUAAUAAAAAUAAGUUACUGCCUUAUGCCUUACACUCCAUCUUUAUAGGACUUUAUCCCAGGGAAGUAACUACCAGAGAUGAAAGUAUGAAGGUGGUUUGCUAGAGCAAAAAACAUUCAAUGACAGAAAAUUAAGUAAAUUUUUGGUACAUCCACAUCAAAAGGCAAUAGUGUUAAUGGAUACCAAAUAACUGAGUUACAAAUUGGCAUCAUAAUAAUUGUAUUGGUAUUUCCAUAAAAAUAGCCAUACGUGUGUACACAGAAAUAAAGCUGGGAAGAUACUGUAUUAGGUAAAAUUAUAUUUUUACAUAUAUGUACAUUUUUUCCUAUAAUAAAAAUGGAUUGCGUGCCUAAUAAA